AUGAUGGCAGCUUAUCGAGUGGUAUGUCUUCUUCUGUUAAUUCAUUGGAUCUACCAAGGAUCUGCUUCUAAUUCGUCGUCACCGUUGUCGACAUCAGAAUCAGCAUCAACGUCAGCAUCAACAUCAGCAUUAGCAACUUCAGCUAUGCCCAUUGUAAAUGGUAAAUAUCGAUCUGAGUUUUAAGGGGCCCUCAGGUUAUUGCUGUUUUAGGUCAAAUCUGUGUUAUAGUCAUAACUUGGUGCUUUAUCUAUAACCAAAAUGCUUUUUACAAUAACUGAGCGAAUCCUCGCGCGCUGAUCGGUCGAGAGCUAUGGUCUAUGAGAGUAUAGACCAUGGAAAUGACGUAACAUGUCACGCAGUACCGCUUGUUUCGUUUUUGGUUUUUCGUAAAAAAAUAUAUGUUAUAGUAAAAAACAAAUCGACCACAACUUCCCAUGGCCUACACUCUUAUAGACCAUAGAAGUUCCGCCCAGUUCUCCAAAUCCUGACCCUAUUUCAGACCAAAAAAUGUCAUUUUGCACACCCGUUUUCAGACCUGGCCUCUAAAAUCCAUACCCAUUCUCAGACCUGGCCUUUAAGAAAUUAUGUCAUCACUUCUUAGAUUAAAACAGAAACAAAAAAGAUUUCUUAAAAUCCAUUUCGAAUUCGCAUAUUUCCCUUUCUUUCUUACUCAUUUGGAAUUGAAAAAAAUAAAUACGUUCGUACAUUCCCGUAGUUCCCUUGAAAAUCAGACCUGAUUCCAGACCAAAAUGGUCAAAGUCUAUACUCGUUUUCACACCAAAACGGCGCAAAAACCCGUCCCUUUGGGGCGGCACAUACCUGUAUGGCUUACCCGAGGGGGGGGAAGCUUUCCGUAUAAAACUUUGUUGAGUAGUCCACACGGGACCUCAUGUAUCAUUUUAAUCCGUCAACAGUUACCUUCAGCACAGAUUCCAUAACAACGUUGGCAUCCGCAAAUUGCAGCGAGUCCUGCAGUGGGAUCGGUGGCACUGUAACUGUUACAUUGCAAUGCAAAAUAAAAGGAACCGGCAGCGAUGAAGACUGCAAUGCAGCAAACUUCAACGCCACAAAAUGCGACUAUGUGGUGCUACGGGAUAAACAUUAUGUCUGUGAUGAUGUCAAGAGAAACUACAGUCAGAUUGUCGGGGGGUUCGAUAAAGUGCUACAGGAUUGUGACACUGUAUGUCCCCCUGAUUCAGCGGCCGGUGAGUAAUUGUAGCUUAACCGUUUCAUUCCUCUGAAAAGGUGACCAAGCGAAAAAAAUAUUCACCAAAAAAUCAUAUUUCGGUCAAAUAAACAAGAUCUCCUUUGCAAGAGAAAUGGCGUUCAUAAUGCCGAGCCUGGUUGAUUUUUCGCAAGUUUUCCAUAGCGCACCUAAGUCAAAGAAUUCAUUUGCAGUAGAGAUAAAAUUUAAGAAAACGUACUUUUUUAUAUAUAUUUCACUAAAUAUAUGUGUUGUUUAUUUUACAGGAUUGUUUCUUCAUUUCUGGCUUGUUUUGUCCACUCUUUUUCUUAGUAUUUGGUAAGUUAUUUCUCCUGAAUUUGUCAGCAAAAAAUUAAUUCGGAAUGUGAGAAACGUUUGACUACCGCAAAUCUUCAAUUUACUCAAGUUUCCGUGACGGUUGCAGAAAGUUUCUUGCGUUACACGGGCUGGUGAGGCUGCUUCCUGCGACUUGUUACGUAGUUUUCUCUGCUUGGCAACCAAAUGCUCAUGCGCACAUGACUUAAUCAAUGUUACCAGAAAAGAACCAUCUCGUUCCCAGAGGCCGCGAUCCUUUUGCUCAGCGAAAAGAGUACAAAAUUGUAACAGCAAGGAAGCAGACACUACUAACUCCGCGAAAAGGCCGGUACAUUACGCAUGCGCACAGCCAUAUCACCCGGGCAACGGGCAGUGGGUGUACACUGUAAUCUAACAACUCAUUAAAAGACCAAUUUAAAAAAUUAAAUAAUUACUAAUAAUAAUAAUUACUUUUCUUUACUCGAUUAUUUCUAUAGCUUGGCCCUGAUGGUAUGAACCAGUGAAUCCAGUUGACAGUGUAACAAAGAAAUGGAGAAGGACGGUUACAAGUUGGAGCUCCGUGUUCAACUUUUAACUGAUUAUGGAACUCACUUCAAUUUAUUCCCUGCUUUAGUGUAAAACUGUUUAAUUGAUUUAUUUAGUCACUCACCUGAAAGAAAGUCCUCCAUGUCCCAAGUCCCCUGACAAGGCGGUAGAUGUCGUACUGAAACCGACUUGAACACGUUGCAGAUGUAGCUAGUAAAUUAGUUUUACAUGAACACUACACCCAUCGAAAAUGCUUUGUACUGUACAUUAUAUAUUUAACGAAAGGGAUGUAGGUAUUUACCGCUAGGUUGGAUAGGGAUGAAAGGUCUUCACCGAUACAAGCUUACCUAAGGCGAUUGAAAAAAUGAUUUCUAUUUUUUGGCAAGCCCUGUGGUGUAGCCCUUUGUAUAAAUGCUUAAUGCAGAAAAAUGCCUUAAUAUUUUGUAAUUUCAAGUUACUGUGUUUUUAUUAUAAUCCGCGAACAAGCUAGUCUCAGUCGCAGACAGUCAAAAUAUCGAGUCUCGAGUGACAAGUCCGGCUGCAAUGCAGGUUACAAACGAGCAAGACGAGGCGAAUCCUUAAUUCUGAUUGGCUACCCGAGCGAGCAGGAUAGUUCCCGAUCUUGCCCGCUUGGGAUGACUCGCUUUGUCCCGCAAGAAACGAUUUUGCUUUGACUUUAUCAUAAAUCUGUUCUUGACAGGAAUAGUGUGGCUGAUAUGUUGUAAAUAGAUAAGUCUUGUCUUAUUAAAUACUCAC
This is a messenger RNA of Porites lobata, 2800 nucleotides long. The record is from the annotation of a GenBank genome assembly. NCBI's taxonomy places the organism in Eukaryota, Metazoa, Cnidaria, Anthozoa, Scleractinia, Poritidae.